CGAGCGAAGGGAAGGAGAUGGCUUCAGCACCUAUAGUGAUUCAUGAAGAGGAAAGAAUGUAUCAUUAUGACCUCCCAGACUAUAGUCAAAAGAAUAGGGGAGGAAGAGUAAGAGGCCGAGGCAUCAGGGGAAGAGGAAGAGGAAGAGGGAGAGGAAGAGGUCGGGGAAGAAGGACAGAGGAAGGAGCAGAAACAGCUGAUGGUAGAGAGUCCUCUGUUUCAGAAGACCAUUUAGAGCCAUGCAAGGUCUAUGUUGGAAAUCUGAGACCUAGGGUUAGUGACAAAGACCUGUAUGAUGUCCUAUCCAGUUAUGUUCCGGUGGUAAAUGCAUUUACAGUUAAGGACAAAAUUACCAAAAGAAAUAAAGGCUUUGGCUUUGCAACAGUUAGAACAAAAGAAGAUGUAGAUACACUACUGAAUUUGAAGGCAAUUGAACUUUAUCUAUAUGGCUCUAAGAUGAAGAUCAGACCAGCUUGGAAGAAGAUUAGGAUGCCAGGUGAUGAGAAAUAUGUGCGGCACGCCCUCUCUGAUCGGGACUUCGACUUGAGUCCCCCAAACCCAGAUGCCCCAUCAAUACAUGUAUUAGUAGAUGAUGUAUUAAUUCAUAUACUGGAGUAUCUACGACUGACACAAAUUAUUUCAUGUGAGAGAGUGUGUCGACGUUGGCAGAUGUUGAUUUACGGAAUGUUUGCAAAAUCAUCCUUGGAGUUGUCACCAACAAAACUGAAUUUGCUUGGCCCACUUACACACUCUAUUGUAUCUAAGCUCUUGAUUCUGUCAGGAUCCCAGUUAAAAGAGCUUAGGAUGAAAAAUGUUGACUACGCGACAAAAAGUAACAUUCUAAAGGUAGUAGGCCAACUGUGCCCUGAAUUGGAGUGUUUAGAUGUUUCGAUGGUCAGUGGCAUCAAUUUCCAUGGGAUUAAGGAGCUGACUUCAAAAUGUACAAAACUCAAGUCACUAGUAGUGGCAAAAUGCCCCGACUUUGAUGAAAAAGCACUAAGUACUGUAUUGUUAAGUUACCCAGACUUGGAGAGUCUAAAUAUAUCAAGUUGUCCCAUCUAUGGAAGAUGUUUUAAGAGACUUCCAGAAACUUUGAAGGAACUAAAGAUAUCGUACUGUCAGACUGUCGACAUCGGUUCUCAGGAGGAGAUUGGUAUCCGAUGCCCAAACCUGGAGCUCCUUCAUAUGGAUCAUCUGUUGACCUCAAGAUGUGUUUUAGAAAGCAUUGGAAGAAAUUGUAGUAAUUUAAAAGAUCUCGCAGUCACAUUGUGUGAAGAGAAUGCCCUAUCUGAGCUACCAGAUUUUACAAAUCUGAAGUCCCUGAGAAUAGAAUGCACUGGUGUGGAUUUAACGAAGCUCAUGAAGUGUCUGCCUAACUUAGAGAACCUUAACAUAAAUGCUCUUGAGUGUGUUGAUGCGCCAGAUUUCUCAAUAUUGAAAGAACUCAGAGCACUGGCCUUGCAUGGUCUGAAUCUAUCAGAGUCGUCCUUAGGAAGCCUGGAAAACUGUCCUCAUUUAGAAUCGGUGUACCUAAUGAGUUGCAGGGGGGAUCUGACCCUGGAAAUAUUGUUACGGAUUGUAAAAGCCAGUGUGAGAAUCUCGCAAAGCAUUGGUGAUCUUGCAGAGGCUGUAGUGGAUAGGGGAGUUGUAGAUGUGGGAGGUGUUGCAGAGGGUGUUGUGUUUUUAGUAGUGGCGUUAGGUGUUAAAGUGCGAAGAGGAAUGGGCUGA
Messenger RNA from Penaeus indicus, 1727 nucleotides. Its product is annotated as F-box/LRR-repeat protein 20-like. Gene Ontology annotation, molecular function: protein binding; RNA binding. Lineage: Eukaryota; Metazoa; Arthropoda; Malacostraca; Decapoda; Penaeidae. The transcript is spliced from 13 exons. The coding region runs from base 18 to 1727 and encodes 569 amino acids. The record is from RefSeq and is a predicted model, not a curated record.